Molecule: messenger RNA, 3410 nt
Organism: Polistes dominula (European paper wasp)
Lineage: Eukaryota; Metazoa; Arthropoda; Insecta; Hymenoptera; Vespidae
Gene: vap
Product: RAS p21 protein activator vap
Biological process (GO): regulation of GTPase activity
Molecular function (GO): protein binding
Source: RefSeq, a predicted model, not a curated record
UGCAUUCCAUGGAAAGUGCAUUUGGUGUAUAAAAUCUGACAUUUUCUGAUGAAGAUCUUUUCUUGAUUGUCUGUGCUUUGUGGUAGCGUGUGCGGUAGUAAAAUGGCAGCCUGGAAACGUCAAUACAUUUUAUAUCGAUAAAAGCCUACCUUUGUAAAUAGAUGUAGAAGGAAAGGUUGCAAUAAAGACGAAUGCUGUUUACUUAAGACUUCGAAUUUUUAAUAAACGUGUGUGUGAACGAGUGCAUGUUGAAAAAAUGGCAGAAUUUGUACGUGGAGGACCUAGUGUAUCGAAUAACACUAAGAUGGAUCAUAGCAGUAAAGGUGGUUCACCAAGUACUGGAAGUGAGGAUGGUGGACAAAAUGAAUCUUUGAAUGUGGAAAAUGAAUUUGAUCCUUUCUUAGAAAAUUUACCCGAUGAUAUACAGGAUACUGAAGAACCUGACAGUGCAAAUACUACAUUGUUAACUGCUCCUCCAGAAAAUCAAUGGUACCAUGGAAGACUAGAUAGAUUUACUGCAGAAGAAAGACUAUGGGAUGCUAGUAAAAUGGGAAGUUACUUGGUUCGUGAAAGUGAUAGAAAGCCUGGUAGUUACGUACUAUCUUAUUUUGGAAGAACUGGAAUUAAUCAUUUUCGAAUAACGGCUGUGUGUGGAGAUUAUUAUAUUGGAGGUCGUCAAUUUAAUAGUUUAUCAGACCUAGUUGCUUAUUAUACUCAUUGCUCGGAUCUUUUAAAGAGAGAAAGACUUAUACAUCCAACACCUCCACCUGAGCCUGUGAAUGACAAAAAAAGGAUAGUUGCUAUAUUGCCAUACACUAAAAUGCCUGAUACAGAUGAAUUAAGUUUUCAAAAGGGUGAUAUAUUUUUUGUUCACAAUGAUAUGGGUGAUGGAUGGUUAUGGGUUACUGCCCAUAGGACUGGAGAACAGGGACUUAUUUUUCGUGAAUUAGUAGAAGAUUUGGAUGAUUCUAUAGAUCCAAAUACUGUAUUCUCUUGGUUUCAUCCAAAUGUUACUAAAAGUGAAGCUGUCGAUAUGCUGGUCAAAGCAGGACCUGGAAGUUUUUUGGUUAGACCAUCCGAUAACAGUCCAGGAGAUUAUUCUCUUUUCUUUCAUAUUAAUAAUCAAAUACAAAGAUUUAGAAUAGAGAAGAAAGGUGUAAGAUAUCUUAUGGGUGGUAGAACUUUUGAAUGCUUGGAUGCUGUAAUAAAUAGAUAUCGAAAAGAACAAAUAGUAGAAGGGCAUACAUUAGUUCAAGCAAUGGUGACUGAGCCUGAUGGAAGUGUAAGAGUUAAUAGAGAAGUACAACACGCAGAAAAAAUUUAUGCGACUCUUAGAGAAUGUCGUGAACAAUCUGGCGUAAAGAAAAAUAAAGGAAUUAAAAUGCAGGGUUAUUUGGAAAAAAAGUCAGAGAAAAACAAAAAAUGGAAAGCAUUGUAUUUUGUACUUUUGGUAGAUGCUACUGAUACACACCUCUAUUUGUAUGACAAUCCUAAAAGAACCAAACCAAAAGGUCUCAUUGAUUUAAGCUGUGCUUACUUAUAUCAGGUCCAUGAAAGUGUGUUUGAUAGGCCUCAUUGCUUCCAAUUAGUUGAACGUGCUUUACCAUGUUUGGCCACGAUAACUUAUCUGGCUGCUCCAAAUUCGGAAAAUGCUUUAGAUUGGAUUAAUGCCUUGAAACCAUUAUGUGUAUCACAACUUACACGUGCACCGAAGGUCGCUCGUCUCCGCGAAUUGCGUUCAUUACAUCUGCACAUUCUAGACGCGCAUAGACUUCCAUAUAAGCUAGUACCAAACCCAUUCAUCAUAGUGGCUCUGAACAACGUAAAAGUUGCACGCACAAAGGUUAAAACUGGGUUACAUCCACUCUGGGAUGAAGAGUUCAUUCUGGAGGAUGUUCCACCAGACGUUAUGUCAUUUUCAUUGACAUUAUACAACAAAGGCAAACGAAGUAAAGAUACGGAAGUUGCGGAGUUAACGGUAGAGCUGUCCAGUCUAACUAAUAGGGAAGAGAUGGAUGAAUGGUAUCCAUUAUCCGGUGUCACACCAAUUGGAGAAUGGGGAGCAUUACGGUUACGUUUGAGGUAUAGACAUGAUUUGGCGAUGCCUCCAGAAGAAUAUAGUCCUCUACAAGAAUUAUUAUUAGAUCCAGAACUUCAUGUUGUUAGGGCUUUGGCAGAUGUGUGUCAUUUGGAUAGAGUACCAUUAGCUAAUAGUCUUCUUCGAAUAUUUAGACACGAGCGAAAAGAAGCUGAUCUCUUACGAUCUUUGAAUCAAGCAGAAGUUGAUAAGGAAGAUGAAACACCUACUCUAUUUAGAGCUGCCAGCCUAACAACGACUUUAAUGGAUUUAUAUAUGAAAUCAGUUUGUACUUCGUUUUUGAAAGCUGCUUUACGUGAUACCAUCGUUAAAUUAAUCGAAAGUAAACAGAGUUGUGAAUUAAAUCCAACUAAAAUGGAUUCACCUGAAGAUGCAUGCAGCAACGCUGAAUUUUUAUUACAGGUUUUGGAUGAAGUGACAUUAAGCAUUUUUACAAGUCCCGAUGCUUGUCCAAAAACUUUAAGAUACAUUUGUGGUUGCCUACAAAGAGCUGUCGUUGCAAAAUGGCCACACGAAAGAUUAGUUAGGACACGAGUAGUCAGUGGAUUUAUAUUUUUACGUUUACUUUGUCCUGCUAUUUUGAAUCCUAGAUCAUUCAAUUUAAUAGCAGAGCCUCCACCUCCAACGGCUGCAAGAUCAUUAGUGAUGGUGGCAAAAUGUUUGCAAAAUUUGGCUAAUUUGGUAGAAUUUGGUGGGAAAGAGCCAUAUAUGGAAGUUGUAAAUCCAUUUAUUCUCAAAAAUAAGGAACGAAUGGUUGUGUUUCUUGAUCAGUUAUCAAAUGUAACUGAAAAACCAGAAUCUGAAGGCGCCGAUCCAAGGAGUAAAAGUGCUGCAUGCGUAUCAGAUACUGCAAGAGAUCUGGCGACAUUGCAUCAUAUUUGUGUUUCUCAUUUAAAGGAACUUCAAGUUUUAUCAAAAACACAACCAACAAUAAAACAAUUGGUAACAGUGACCGAAAUGCUCAGCAAGCACAAACAAAAGUACAUGGAAAUGAUACGGUAGUGCUAAAGCCAUAAAAUAUGAACAAUGCCAAACACAAUAAAACUCUCACAGACUUUCAUGACGGAUUUAGUAGUAUUUAAUAAGUAUAAUUAAGUGACAUAAGUAAUUAUACGUACAGACUGACGUGCCAUAUAUAUUACUGUAUACACACAAGCCUACAUUUACUAUUUCAUAUGUAAUUAGAGGAUAGCUUCUAUAAAUAGUUAUAAUGACAGUAACAUGAUAGUGAUAUAGUUACAUACAGAACCAUAUAGGCGUAUAACGAUUUUAUAUUUACUUAGGUGCUCGAUAAUAAAUACAAACUAAAAUA